AUGGUGUGGAAUUGUCAAGGUGCAGAGAGCCCCGUGACAAUUCCCCACCUAAAGGAGGUUAACAACCUCCUCUCCCUGAACAUGAUUUUCCUGAGUGAGACUAAGAACAAGGCUAAGUACAUAGAAAAGGUGAAAAGGAUUCUGAACUUUGAUAAUUGCUAUGUGAUAGAGGCUAUGAAUAAGUCUGGAGGUAUGAGUUUGAUGUGGAAUGAGGAAACAAAAGUUAAAGAUAUUAAACAUUCAGCCUUUACCAUUGAAGUGUUGAUAGAGGAUGAAGAAGUGAAACAGGAUUGGUGGUUGAUUGGUUUUUAUGCCAGUUGUGAUAAACAGAUGAGAAAAGGGCAAUGGGAGGAGAACCAACUAGUUGAUAUUGGGUUCAAAGGAAACCCCUGGACCUGGUGUAAUCAGUGGCAAGAUGGUGAAAUAAGACAAAGACUAGAUAGCGAGCUUAGCAGUGGAGGAUGGAGUAACAUUUUUGAGCAUCCUAAGUGCACUCAUUUAGAAAGCUUAGCCUCUGACCAUAGCAUGCUGAUACUGGACACAAUUUCAGGGAAAAGAAAAAAAAGAAAGAAAUUCUUCUUUGACAAAAGAUGGAUUCAGAGAGAAGGAAUUGGAGAAGUGAUAAAAAAGGCAUGGGAGGAGGAUAUCAGGGGUUCUAGAAUGUUUAGGGUAGUACAUAAGAUUAAGAGAUGUAGAGUUACUUUGUUGAAGUGGAGAAAUGGAUUUAUUGAAAACUCUAGGAAGAGGAUCUCGAACUUGAAACAGCAGCUGAUGGAGGAGAAAAGUUCAGAUAUUGAAGGAAGGAAAGGAAGAGUUGCAGCUCUGAAAAAUCAGUUGGUGGGAGCUUACAGAGAGGAGGAACAAUAUUGGAGUCAGAAAGCUAGGAUAAACUGGCCUGUGGAGGAAAAUGAGAUAAAGGUAGCAGUCUUUGCCAUGAAUCCUAAUAAGGCACCAGGACUUGAUGGGAUGACACCCUUCUUCUUUCAAAAAUUCUGGCCUACCAUUAAGGAAGAGGUGGUGAAAGCAGUCAAAGCUUUCUUUCAGUCUGGACAUUUGCUCAAAUCUCUGAACCAUACCAUUAUCUCUCUCAUUCCUAAGGUGGAAAUACCCACUAAUUUGAAACAAUAUAGGCCAAUCAGCCUCUGCAAUGUACUCUAUAAAGUAUGGGUAGAUUGGAUAAUGGAGCGCAUUAGUUCUGUCUCCUACUCCUUCAAUAUAAAUGGAGAGACCAAGGAAUAUGUGAUUCCUUCUAGAGGCAUCAGGCAAGGGGUAGAAGCAAGGGAAUUAAAAGAAAUUCUGAAUCACUAUGAAAGAGGGUCUAGCCAGGUGAUUAAUUUGGACAAAUCCUCUAUCUGCUUUAGUAAGAACACCAAGGAAAGGGACACGGAGGAAACUUGGGAGCCACUACCAGGUGUAAGGACAGUGAACCAAGGCAAAUAUCUGGGCCUUCCAAUGGAAAUCUCAGGGACAAUGGUCAAAUACUGGUGGGGUGAAUCAGAAGGGAGGAGCAAAAUACGUUGGUGUUCAUGGGACAAAAUGAUAAAGGCAAAACUGGAGAGAGGAUUGGAAUUCAGGAACUUAGUAUAUUUCAACAAGGCAUUGUUGGGAAAGCAGAUUUGGAGGAUGAUCAGAUACCCAAACCUUUUGGUUAGCAGAAUACUAAAGGCUAAUUACUAUCCCGAUUCCAUUUUGAAUUGUGAGAUCUCCAAAAACUCAUCCUGGUUCUAG
Coffea arabica (coffee) is the source of this 1728-nucleotide messenger RNA. RefSeq lists its product as uncharacterized. Lineage: Eukaryota; Viridiplantae; Streptophyta; Magnoliopsida; Gentianales; Rubiaceae. The record is from RefSeq and is a predicted model, not a curated record.